Messenger RNA from Lontra canadensis (Northern American river otter), 1831 nucleotides. Its product is annotated as F-box/LRR-repeat protein 21. The record is from RefSeq and is a predicted model, not a curated record. The transcript is spliced from 5 exons. Gene Ontology annotation, biological process: SCF-dependent proteasomal ubiquitin-dependent protein catabolic process; regulation of cell cycle; entrainment of circadian clock by photoperiod. The coding region runs from base 506 to 1810 and encodes 434 amino acids. Gene Ontology annotation, cellular component: nucleus; cytosol; SCF ubiquitin ligase complex. Gene Ontology annotation, molecular function: protein binding. Lineage: Eukaryota; Metazoa; Chordata; Mammalia; Carnivora; Mustelidae.
AUUCUAAAGAAAACUUUUGGAGGUUUCUUAGAUACUCAGAAGAUCCAAUUCACAUGAUCACCUGUUCCACCAACUUAGUAAACAUAAUAAAAAGGAAAAUCGGGUUAGGAUGGUUAGCGAAGUCACUGAGUGGACUUUGAGUCAUUGUUACAUUCUCUCCCAAAUGCUAAUAAACCUUUUUCAGGCUCUAAAAUAUUGCAGUUCUAAGUUUGUCUCCUCACUUGAUGAGGUCUCAUAUUCUGGUUUUAAGUUCUCCUGUUGCUCAGAAUUCUGAUAGUGACUCAGAAACAGCAAUCAAGUUUCUUCAGUACCCAGGGAAGUAGUUCAUCUGGUCCUGAAAACUCCAGUGAAUUGAUCUGAGAUAGGUGCUUGCUCGCCAUCUUCUUAGGCUUCUAGUGAUUUACUGUUUAUGUACCAUUAGUACAUUACUGCUGUAUUCUCCAGCAUACAGGAGGGCCUGCAAACACAGAGCUGUCUCGAUUACCCAGUAGAAAAGUUUCUGCAAAUGAAGAGGAACAAUUUAUCUCUUGUGAAUAAAAUCAUCCAGUCUUCACCAGCAGUGAAACAACCAAAAGUUGGCUUCUUCUCUUCUCUCAAUUACACCCACAGGCACACUGUCCUUCUAGACUGGGGGAGUUUGCCUCACUAUGUAGUAUUACGCAUUUUUCAGUAUCUUCCUUUAAUAGAUCGGGCCCGGGCGUCUUCAGUAUGUAGGAAAUGGAAUGAAGUUUUUCAUAUUCCUGACCUUUGGAGAAAGUUUGAAUUUGAACUGAACCAGUCAGCGACUUCCUAUUUUAAGUCCACACAUCCUGAUCUCAUUCAGCAGAUCAUUAAAAAGCAUGCUACCCAUCUCCAGUAUGUCAGCUUUAAGGUGGAUAGUAGUACUGAAUCAGCGGAAGCUGCCUGCGAUAUACUUUCUCAGCUGGUAAAUUGUUCUAUCCAGACCUUGGGCUUGAUUUCAACGGCCAAGCCAAGUUUUAUGAAUGUGUCAAAGUCUCAUUUUGUGUCAGCACUUACAGUUGUCUUUGUCAACUCAAAAUCAUUAUCAUCGAUCAAAAUUGAAGACACACCAGUGGAUGAUCCUUCAUUGAAAAUUCUUGUGGCCAAUAAUAGUGAUACCCUAAGACUCCUAAAAAUGAGUAGCUAUCCGCAUGUUUCCUCUGAUGGAAUCCUUUGUGUAGCUGAUCGCUGUCAAGGCCUUAGAGAACUGGCAUUGAAUUAUUACAUUCUAAGUGAUGAACUUCUCCUAGCACUUUCAAGUGAAACUCAUGUUAACCUAGAGCAUCUUCGAAUUGAUGUUGUGAGUGAAAAUCCUGGGCAAAUUGAAUUUCAUUCUAUUAAAAAACAAAGUUGGGAUGCACUUAUCAAACACUCCCCUGGAGUGAAUGUUGUUAUGUAUUUCUUUUUAUAUGAAGAAGAAUUUGAGGCAUUCUUCAAAGAAGAAACCCCUGUUACUCACCUUUAUUUUGGUCGCUCAGUAAGUAAAGCGAUUCUAGGACGGAUAGGUCUUAACUGUCCACGACUAAUUGAGUUAGUGGUAUGUACUAAUGGUCUUCAGACUCUUGAUACUGAACUUAUUUGUAUUGCUGAACACUGUAAAAACUUAACAGCCUUGGGCCUCAGUGAAUGUGAAGUUAGCUGCAGUGCGUUCAUUGAAUUUGUAAGACUGUGUGGGAAAAGACUAACCCAGCUCUCUGUAAUGGAAGACGUUUUGAUCCCUGAUGAUGAGUAUAGCCUAGAUAAAGUUCACACUGAGGUCUCCAAACAUUUGGGAAGAAUGUGGUUCCCUGAUGUCCUGCCUGUCUGGUGAUUGGCUUCCAAGGAUUCUUAA